Messenger RNA from Mesocricetus auratus (golden hamster), 1334 nucleotides. RefSeq lists its product as uncharacterized. The coding region runs from base 32 to 1243 and encodes 403 amino acids. The record is from RefSeq and is a predicted model, not a curated record. NCBI's taxonomy places the organism in Eukaryota, Metazoa, Chordata, Mammalia, Rodentia, Cricetidae. The transcript is spliced from 2 exons.
UGUCUGAGACAGAAACUUGUGGGGCUUCACAAUGGGAAAGGCUAAGAAGAAGUACCAGAAGGACACUAAAGACCCCUCAACUUCACAUACAACCCUAAAAAGGAAGGGCAAGAUUUCACUAAAGCUUAGAACUCGGGUUUAUGGCAAGACAUAUAGUGAAUUCACUUCUAUAAAUGAUAAAAAUGAUCUAUAUAUCCUAGAAAGGGUAAAAUGGACCCUGAAAAGGAGCUCCACUUUGAAGAUCUCGAAAGAAACCACCAUUCCUUCUGGGAAAAUUAAGGAAGAUGGAAAAGCAAUACCAUGCAUUAAAGAAAAAAAGAAACCGAAAAAGAGGAAAAAACACCACCAUAAACGAAAGAAAAAGCUGAAGAAGAAGUUGAAGAAGCUGUGGGCACAAUAUACACAGCUGCAAAAUAAAAUGAAUGUACUGUGGAACCAACACUAUCAGCUGCAUGGUCCAAGGAAGAUAAAAUUUGGCCAUGCCCACAAGAUUGCACAUAAGGGGAAGACACCACAAGAUGAAGACAAGCAACUGCAGAAGCAGAUCAUUGUAAUUUGUCGUAAAAAGAAUCAGCUGAAACACAAAUAUGUGAAGCAAGAUGUGAGCACAGACUUCAAUCAAGAAAAGAAACAUCUUAAAGAGGAGAUGAUUCCUCCCUUUGGUCAAGACAUGCAUUUGAAGCCAGAGGGUACCAAACAAUUUGAUUCAGACAUGAAAUUAAAAGAGGAUAUGAUCAUGCCAUUCCAUCAAAAUAAAUGUGAUCAGCAGCAGCAGCUACAGAAUCAGAAUUUCACUCUAUGUUAUCAAAACAAGCUUGUGAAAGAAGAGAUGAUCACCGUCUGUUACCAAAACAAACAGCUGCAGAACAAGAUGGUCACAUUUUGUUAUCAAGAUAAAAAGAUCAAAGAAAAGAUGAUUACACUUUCCUACCAAGAAAAAGAGCUGCAGGACCAGAUGGUCACACACUGCAAUCAGGACAAGCAGCUGCAGGACCAGAUGGUCACACUCCUCUAUCAAGACAAAAGGUUGAAGCAAGAGAGGGUCACCUUCUGCUAUCACAACAAUCAGGGGAGCCAGGGGAGUUUCACCCUCUGUGAUCAACAAAAAGAGCUGCUGGACCAGAUGAACACACACUGUGACUACAACAACCAGUGGCAGGAGGAGAUGCGCACUGAGUCAGCUCAGGAACACCAAGCCAUAACUGCCUCUGACAUCCCCACUAUUGACUUCAAUAGCCAGUAGCCAGAUGUCAGACAUGCGUGUCUAGUAGUAUAGUUGUUCAGAAAUAUCCAGUUAUUACACACAAUGCUAUCCAAUGAGAUUUGCAAGAAUA